UGUUUAUAAACAGGAUUUUAUUUCUCUACAUUAGGGUUAGGGGAUGCAACGACGAGACAAUGAUCCGCUUGGCAUGUUCAAGAAUUGGAAGCCAGAUCGAGUCCACAAAGCGGUGAUGGAGAAUUCCAGGAUCAGGGUGGGUGCCGCAGCGACUCAAGGUGCAAAACGUCGAAUGGAAGAUGUUUACACUGUGAUCCCCGACCUGGACGCCAAGAGCUCCUUCGUUGCGGUCUAUGAUGGCCACGGCGGCUGCGCGGCGGCGCGCUUCUGCGCCCAGAAUCUCCACAGGCACCUCGUCGCCAAUCCACACUACCAAAAGGGCGACUUUGCUUCUGGAUUCCGCCAGGUUUUCCUCGAGAUGGACGAGAAGAUGCAAACCAAGGCAGGAAUCCAGGAGCUGGAGAGGCUCGAGCGCGAAAACACAUCACCUUUGUAUUCCUGGAACAGUAUCACGGGAACAUCGCCUGGGUCUCACGGGACGACCGCAGUGGCCGUCUUGAUCCGCGAUGACAAGCUCGUUAUCGCUCACGCCGGCGAUAGCUAUUGCAUGAUCUGGCGAGACAACAAGGCGGUGCCAGUGACGAUCGAUCACAAUGUCCAGUCGCGGCCGGACGAUGCCGAGCGCGCGAGCAAGGCUGGUGCGGUCGUCAUGAAGAACAAGUGGAUCCAGCUGAAUGGUGUGAGCGUCGGGGGCGAGGUCGGCGCCAUUGGACUCCAGGUGACGCGAUCUCUGGGGGAUUUUCGAUGGAAGAGCAACGCUGGUUUGGGACGAGACGAGCAGGCGGUAGUGGCUCUGCCCGACAUUGUGGAAAUUGAUCUCCGGGAUGGGGGCUGCGAGUUUUUGGUGCUAGCGUCGGAUGGUGUGCCCCGGGAUUGCGUCGAGAGCAUUUGUCCCAGUGUCCACGAUUGGCUGGUUGAGCAAGAAGAAUCUAGGCACGGUGGUGAUGGGCAGGCUAUGCAGCUCGCUUUCUUUUGUGAUAGCAUGCAAGCCAUGAGUGUCGAAGACAAUAAGACGGUGGUCGUGGUGCAGCUCAAGCGUCCUCACGGCUAGAUUUCAUCGUGUUUAAAGAUUCUAACUGGGGUUUUGCA
Messenger RNA from Selaginella moellendorffii, 1089 nucleotides. Its product is annotated as probable protein phosphatase 2C 21. Gene Ontology annotation, biological process: protein dephosphorylation. Bases 44 to 1051 code for a protein of 335 amino acids. NCBI's taxonomy places the organism in Eukaryota, Viridiplantae, Streptophyta, Lycopodiopsida, Selaginellales, Selaginellaceae. The record is from RefSeq and is a predicted model, not a curated record. Gene Ontology annotation, molecular function: cation binding; protein serine/threonine phosphatase activity. The transcript has a single exon.